Williopsis jadinii is the source of this 1523-nucleotide messenger RNA. It is a transcript of the gene SEC61, whose product is annotated as translocon subunit SEC61. Gene Ontology annotation, cellular component: membrane; Sec61 translocon complex. Gene Ontology annotation, biological process: post-translational protein targeting to membrane, translocation; SRP-dependent cotranslational protein targeting to membrane, translocation. Lineage: Eukaryota; Fungi; Ascomycota; Saccharomycetes; Phaffomycetales; Wickerhamomycetaceae. Gene Ontology annotation, molecular function: ribosome binding; signal sequence receptor activity; transmembrane protein transporter activity. The transcript is spliced from 2 exons. The record is from RefSeq and is a predicted model, not a curated record. Bases 84 to 1523 code for a protein of 479 amino acids.
GACAAAAGAACCCUUUGUCCUCUUUCCAAAACGUCCCAACACACCCGAAUAACUAGAAGCAUUUUCGAGUAAAGUGGCAAUCAAUGAGUUCAAUUCGUGUGCUUGACCUUGUCAAGCCUUUUACAGGCUACCUCCCAGAGGUGAUUGCGCCAGAGAGAAAGGUUCCAUACAACCAGAAGCUCAUGUGGACAGGUGUGACGCUGUUGAUCUUCUUGGUGAUGAGUGAGAUCCCACUGUAUGGUAUUGCAUCAUCUGAGUCUUCAGAUCCACUCUACUGGCUGAGAAUGAUGCUUGCGUCUAAUAGAGGUACCCUCAUGGAGUUGGGUAUCUCCCCUAUUGUGUCUUCCAGUAUGGUGUUCCAGCUCUUGCAAGGUACACAGCUCAUCGAUGUCAACAUGGAGGACAAGAAGGAUCGUGAGCUGUUCCAAACAGCUCAAAAGAUGCUUGCCAUCAUGCUCUCCAUCGGCCAAGCUACUGUGUACGUGCUCACUGGUAUGUACGGAAGACCAUCUGACCUUGGUAUCGGUGUCUGUCUCCUUUUGAUCCUUCAAUUGGUGUUUGCCGGUGUCAUUGUCAUCCUCUUGGAUGAAACUCUUCAAAAGGGUUACGGUUUGGGUUCUGGUACUUCCCUCUUUAUGGCUACAAACAUCUGUUCUGAUAUCUUCUGGAAAACCUUUGCCCCAACUACUGUGAACAGUGGUCGUGGUAAGGAGUUUGAAGGUUGUCUUGUCGCCUUCUUCCACUUGUUAGCUACUAAGAAGGAUAAGAAGAGAGCCCUCGUUGAGGCGUUCUACAGACAAAACUUGCCAAAUUUGUUCCAGUUGCUCUCAACUUUCUUCGUCUUCUUCCUCGUUGUCUACUUGCAAGGUUUCCGUUACGAAAUCCCACUCAAAUCUACCAGACAAAGAGGACCACACGGUUUGUACCCAAUCAAGUUGUUCUACACCUCAAACACUCCAAUUAUGUUGCAAUCAGCUUUGACUUCCAACUACUUUAUCGUGUCUCAAAUGCUGUUCCAAAGAUUCCCAAACAACCCAGUGAUUCGUUUGCUCGGUGUUUGGACCGCUAACCCAGGUAGUUCUCAACUCUUUGCCACUAACGGUUUGGCUUACUACCUCCAGCCUCCUUUCUCUCUUGCUCAGGCUUUGUUGGACCCAGUCAAGACUGUGAUCUAUGUGACCUUUGUGCUUUCUCUCUGUGCCAUUUUCUCAAAGACAUGGAUUGAGAUCUCUGGUACUUCUCCAAGAGACAUUGCUAAGCAAUUUAAGGAACAAGGUCUUGUCAUUGCUGGUCAUCGUGACACUUCUGUCUACAGAGAGUUGAAGAAGAUCAUCCCAACUGCUGCUGCCUUUGGUGGUGCUUGUAUUGGUGCCCUCUCAGUCGGCUGUGACCUCUUGGGAACUUUGGGAUCGGGUACUUCCAUCUUGUUGGCUGUCACAACUAUCUACAGUUAUUACGAAUUGGCUGCAAAGGAAGGUGGUUUCCAAAAACAAAUUGUUGCUGGUUUCUCUGAUAUGAUCUAA